UUUUUUUGAAUUUGUAGUAAAAGCUCACUCUCCUUGGGAUUUCAACCCAGGGAACCACCAAACAUACGGUCCGCCAAUUUUAUGGGCCUCUAAAGAUGCCCAAGAAAACUGCACUUCUGGAAUUAUUAAAAGGAAAAAAGCCAUUAAUGACGGCUGUCAUCGGCGCACGCCAAGCUAGUAUAGCCGUUGGCGCUCUGGAGAGGGCUGUUUCGUAAUGCCCUAUACUCUCUAUCCACUAGGAAUAUUAAAAACAAUACGUCAGAUCAACUGGUACCAUUAGCAGAACAACUCCUCCUAUAUACAUUAUUCGCUUCAAUUAUGCCCGGCAAAAAGAGAAAACGAAAAAUGGCAACCGUGACAGAGAGGAAUGCAGAGGUAGUAGAUUAUGAGCAUGUGAGGAAUGCACGCAUUGAGGAGAACAAGAAGCGAAUGCAGGAGCUGGGUCUUUUGAAUCUGGCGAAACAAGUCUCGGAAACUCGAAAGAAGCGCCCUCGCUCACAAGCCCAAAGUGUACCGCCCCGGGGUUCGAUCCCGCUACCUCCCAGACGUUCUUCCAGGCUGCAGAAUGCAACCCCUGUUAGCUAUGCAGAACUCCCAAAGUGGAAUGAAACAAGUGAAACAACUUACAACACUGAAAUUUACACUGAAGAGCACGAGAAGCUUCUUGGGUCAUGUGAAUCUGAAUGGGUUCUCUUUCAAGAUGGAUAUGGACCAGAUGGCAAUCGGAUUUAUGACUCUGUCAAAGGAAAGACAUGCCAUCAAUGCAGGCAGAAGACACUUGGGCUUCGAACGCACUGCAGCACAUGCAACUUAGUUCAAGGACAGUUUUGUGGAGAUUGUCUGUUUAUGAGAUAUGGAGAAAAUGUCUUGGAAGUAAACAAAAAUCCAGAAUGGAUGUGCUCAGUUUGUCGGGGUAUUUGUAAUUGCAGCUUGUGUAGAGUUAAGAAAGGUUGGGCUCCUACUGGCUAUCUAUAUAGAAAGGUAACAAAUGAAGGUUUCAAAUCAGUUGCACACUACUUAAUUCUUACUCGAUGCUCUUCCACACAAUCAGAGAGCACGGAUACCAUUUCCUCUAGUUGCCGCAUUGAAGAUAAUAAAGAUGAUACUUCACUCAAUGGUGCAAAAAGAUCUCUGAAAUUUGCUUCUUUGCCCAAUGUAUUGAGUGGAAAGGGAGAGGAAAAGAAUUCUUUCUCCAAUUCAGAAUGUUCCGAGAGAGGCGAAAGUGAUUCUUUGCCCCGUUUAACUGAAGAACCAAACAUUUGUGAUAUCAAAAGGCAUCAUUCAGAUGAAAAAAUUGUAUCAAUAGCAGCAUCCCAGACUGAUUGUGGAGAUGGUGAAAUCAUAUUAAAUGAGGAGCCUGAAAAAAAUGAAAACCAGAGAGAGUCAUCAAAAGCAGUAACACAGAAUUGUUAUGGAGAUGUUGAAAUCAUUUCAGUUGAGGAGCCUGAACAGGAUAAAAACCUGAGAGAAUCAUCAAAAAUAGCUUCAUCACAGAAUGAUGCUGAAAUCAUUUUAAAUGAGGAGCCUGAAAAAGAUAAAAUCCAGAAAGAGUCAUCAAAAGAAGCAACACAGAAUGGCUAUGGAGAUGUUGACAUUUUUUCAACCGAGAAAGCAGCAUCACAGGAUGAUUAUGGAGAUGUGGAAACCAUUUCAACUGAGAAGCCCAAACCGGAUAAAAACCAGAUAGAGACAUCAAAAGCAGCAACAGAGAAUGAUUGGGGAGAUGUUGAAAUCAUUUCUGUUCAGGAGUCCAAACAGGAGAAAAACCAGAGAAAGCCAUCAAGACGCAACACUUAUCCACAAGGUGGUAUAGCAGAACGUUUGAGGGCAAGAACUGCCAGAAAGCCAAGCUCUUGAUGAAUUCCUGGACUGUCAGCAGUUCUGAAAUUUCUCGAGAAUGUUCUAAUUAGAAGAGCUCGCACAAGCUCAAACGUUCUAAUUGAAUGAUCUUAUGUUUGGAAUUAAUCAUGGUACUCUUGGAGUAGGGAGUUUGUUUUGAAACAAGCUUUAGUUGUGUCGUAACAUUUUAUCUACUGAAAAGCCAAUGAUACGUCUAUAUUUGGUUUGUGAGAAAUCCUCAAUUGUAAUUUAAUCGACUGCUUCAGGCAUAUAAGGACUUGGGCAUCGGUGUCCUUACAUUUUAGAUUGGGAUCAGACAUUUUUCAA
Messenger RNA from Cryptomeria japonica (Japanese cedar), 2166 nucleotides. RefSeq lists its product as uncharacterized. The coding region runs from base 319 to 1857 and encodes 512 amino acids. Lineage: Eukaryota; Viridiplantae; Streptophyta; Pinopsida; Cupressales; Cupressaceae. Gene Ontology annotation, biological process: regulation of DNA-templated transcription. Gene Ontology annotation, cellular component: nucleus. The record is from RefSeq and is a predicted model, not a curated record. The transcript has 5 exons.